AUGAAUAUGAAGGUGGUGUUAAUAUCAGCUCUACUAGGAUUUGUCUCUCAUGUCAGAGCAAAAACAGACAGCAAUAUAUGCAUUUCUGCAAAUGCCAAAACAUGUGGAGAGUGUAUUCAGAUUGGGCCACAGUGUGCGUGGUGCAAAAUUCCUGAUUUCAAACCUUCACGCUGUGAUGACAAGGAGUCUCUGGAAAAGGCUGGUUGCACUGCACUUGGCAUAGAAAACCCUCGAGGAAUAGUCACCAUCGACAAGAACAAACCCGUCACAAACCGUAAAAUUGAUGGGGAACAGAAUCUGAGGCCUGAUGAGAUCACCCAGAUUCAGCCACAGAAACUCACCCUGCACCUCCGAUCAGGUGAAUCUCAGAAGUUUCCUUUCACGUUCAAGAGGGCAGAAGAUUAUCCCAUCGAUCUGUACUUCCUGAUGGAUCUCAGCGACUCCAUGCGGAGUAAUCUUGAGAAUGUCAAGAACCUGGGAACUGAACUUGCCAGGGCGAUGAAGCACAUCACGAAAGACCUGCGGAUAGGUUUUGGUUCAUUCUUGGAGAAACUGGUUAUGCCUUUCAUUCUGAUGACACCGAAGUAUCUGAAGAACCCAUGUUUUCCAAAUGACUGCUCAGCGCCCUUCAGCUACAAAAACGUCCUGAACUUGACAGAUGAUGGUGCAUUGUUCUCCCAAGAAGUCAGUAAGCAGAAAACGUCUGGAAACCUGGACUCUCCCGAGGCAGGAUUUGAUGCAAUCAUGCAAGUUGUGGUCUGCACGGAAGUGAUCGGCUGGAGGAAUGUCACUCGCCUCCUUGUGUUCUCCACGGAUGCUGGAUUCCAUUUAGCUGGAGAUGGAAAACUAGGUGGCAUCGUUCGUCCAAAUGACGGGAAAUGCCAUCUUGAGAAUAAUAUGUACACCAUGAGCAACUACUUUGACUACCCCACCAUCUCUCAGCUGGUAGACACACUGAGUGACAACAACAUUCAGACCAUCUUUGCUGUGACAGAGCAAUUCCGGGAUCUUUAUCAGGAACUGUCUGCUCUAAUCCCUAAAUCAGCAGUGGGGACACUGUCUACCAACUCUUCCAAUGUCAUCCAGCUCAUCAUUGAUGCAUAUAAUUCUUUGUCCUCAGAGGUCAUUCUUGAGGACAGCAAGCUACCUGCUGGUGUGUCCAUCUCCUACAUCUCCCACUGCAAGAAUGGAUUGAGUGAAAAAGGAGAAAAUGGUCGAAAGUGCUCCAACAUCUCUAUUGGGGAUGAGGUGACGUUUGAUAUAGAAAUCACGGCUACAGGCUGUCCGUCUAAAAAUAAAUCAGAGACUGUAAAGAUCAAGCCGCAGGGCUUCACUGAGGAGGUGGAGAUCGUCCUCAACUUCAUCUGUGAAUGUGAGUGUCAUAAAGACGGAAUCCCGAACAGUCCGGAGUGUAGCGGCGGCCAUGGCACUCUGGAGUGUGGAGUAUGCAGGUGUAAUGAAGGCCGGCUAGGCAGAUUAUGUGAGUGCAGCCAAGAUGAGUUCCUGACAGAUGAUCUGGACGCGAAUUGCCGCGUGGAUAACAGGACGGACGUCUGCAGCAACAAUGGAGAAUGUGUCUGUGGAACGUGUGAGUGUAAGAAAAGAGACAACCCAGAGGAGAUAUACAGCGGAAAGUUCUGCGAGUGUGACAACUUCAGCUGUGACCGCUCCAACAACAAGCUCUGCGGAGGUCAUGGUCGAUGCGAGUGCAAAAAGUGUAUCUGUGACGCCAAUUACAAAGGAAGUGCUUGCGAAUGCCCUUUGGACACCUCCACCUGUCUGGCCAGUAACAAACUGAUCUGUAACGGUCGGGGCACCUGCGAAUGCGGCGUGUGUAAAUGUACCGACCAAAGAUUUGAGGGUCCAACCUGUGAAAUCUGCCCAACCUGCCCAAGAAUUUGCACAAAACACAAGGACUGUGUUGAGUGCCAACAAUUUGGCACAGGUAGCAAGAAACAUACAUGUGAGAUUGACUGCAGAUCCUUCAGUCUAACAGCAGUGAAGACUAAGGAGGAACUUCCUCAGCCCAAUGACCAGCCCUACAUCAAUCUCUGCAAAGAGCGCGACGUUGAUGACUGCUGGUUCUUCUUCACCUACGCUACCAAGAACGAUGACAACAUUGAUGUCCUUGUGGCUGAAAAAAAGGAGUGUCCCUCUGGCCCUGACAUCAUCCCCAUCGUAGCGGGUGUGGUCGCAGGAAUCGUUCUGAUUGGUUUAGCACUUCUGCUCAUCUGGAAGCUGCUCAUGAUUAUUCAUGACCGCAGAGAGUUCGCCAAGUUCGAGAAAGAGAAGAUGAAUGCCAGAUGGGACACAGGUGACAACCCCAUCUACAAGAGUGCUGUGACAACUGUGGUGAACCCCAAAUAUGAGGGAAAUUGAUGGAUCUUCAGGAUGGCUUGCAGCAGUGGUUCUCAGAUGGUCUUUGCUUCAUCGCCCAGAUUUUACAUCGGUGACCUAGUAUAGUAUCAUAAACUGUAUUUAAAGUAAUCUGGAACCGUUUUUGACUUUGGACCAAAAUACCCACUCAUACCCACUUGUCAACAACAGUUUUAUCCUCCCUUUUAAAUGUUGGGUCCCAACCUCCCAGUUGAGAACUGAUUUGUAAGCUAGUUUCUUAUUGCUUGAUUAUAUUUCUGUAUUUUGUAAUGUUUAUAUGUAAGUAUCGAACUCCUCAUUUCCCGUGAGAUUAUGGUUUUCCAGAGCACAAGAAGUCACAACAAGAUUCACCAAUGAUUAUUAUUUUUGAAAACGUUCUAUAAAGCCAAUAAAACAGUGUGGGCAAGUCUUCUUGAGA
This is a messenger RNA of Sinocyclocheilus anshuiensis, 2794 nucleotides long. Its product is annotated as integrin beta-1-like. Gene Ontology annotation, cellular component: focal adhesion; synapse; cell surface. Gene Ontology annotation, molecular function: protein kinase binding; laminin binding; collagen binding involved in cell-matrix adhesion. The coding region runs from base 1 to 2379 and encodes 792 amino acids. The record is from RefSeq and is a predicted model, not a curated record. Lineage: Eukaryota; Metazoa; Chordata; Actinopteri; Cypriniformes; Cyprinidae. The transcript has 17 exons. Gene Ontology annotation, biological process: cell-cell adhesion; cell-matrix adhesion; cell adhesion mediated by integrin.